AUGUCAGCUACUCCAAACCCCAAGGCCUUUCCAUUGGCCGACGCCAACUUGACUCAACAAAUUUUGGAUGUUGUUCAACAAGCUUCCAACAUGAGACAGUUGAAGAAGGGUGCCAACGAAGCUACAAAGACUUUGAACCGUGGUAUUUCUGAGUUCAUCAUCAUGGCUGCGGACUGUGAGCCUAUCGAGAUUUUGUUGCAUUUGCCUUUGCUUUGUGAAGACAAAAAUGUCCCAUACGUCUUUGUCCCUUCUAGAACUGCCUUGGGUAGAGCUUGCGGGGUUUCCAGACCAGUGAUCGCCGCCUCGAUCACCACCAAUGACGCUUCCGCCAUCAAGUCUCAAAUUUACGCUGUCAAGGACAAGAUCGAGACGUUGUUGAUUUAG
Molecule: messenger RNA, 384 nt
Organism: Lachancea dasiensis
Lineage: Eukaryota; Fungi; Ascomycota; Saccharomycetes; Saccharomycetales; Saccharomycetaceae
Source: the annotation of a GenBank genome assembly